Molecule: messenger RNA, 861 nt
Organism: Rhopilema esculentum
Lineage: Eukaryota; Metazoa; Cnidaria; Scyphozoa; Rhizostomeae; Rhizostomatidae
Product: pyrroline-5-carboxylate reductase 3-like
Biological process (GO): L-proline biosynthetic process
Molecular function (GO): pyrroline-5-carboxylate reductase activity
Source: RefSeq, a predicted model, not a curated record
AUGUACUCCUAUUUCAAGUUGCCAAAGAUCGGCUUCAUAGGAGCCGGUAAACUGGCUGAAGUUCUGACGAAAGGGUUCAUAGCUGCCGGGGUGCUUGAAAUAAACCAAGUCUGGGCAAGCGCGCCAACUGAAAAAGAUACCUACUGGAUAAGGCAUCUCGGCUGUAAUGUUACUCACAGUAAUAAAGAACUAGUAAAGGACCACAACGUAAUAGUGCUGGCCGUGAAGCCGCAGAUCAUGCCGAAAGUACUGAGAGAAAUCGCUCCAGAAAUCACGAAAGAUCAUUUGCUGUUAUCAUUUGCUGCUGGUAUGAAGCUUAGGACCAUCCAGUAUUUGUUGCCACCGAAGACGAGAGUUGCAAGGCUUAUGACGAAUACACCCGUCCAGUUUAGAGAAGGAGUUAGCUCAUACACUCCAGGUUCUUACUGUACACAACAAGAUGUUGAUUUGAUAAACAAACUGCUGAACUCAGUUGGCUACUGUGUAAAAGUCAAGGAAGACCUGGUAGAUUUGAUAACAGGUUUUGCUGGUGGCGGACCGGCCUAUAUUUACACCGUCAUUGAUGCGUUGGCAAACGGAGCGGUGCAGGGUGGUAUGAACCGUGAUGAGGCCUUACAGAUGGCGGCAAAAGUUGUGCUUGGCGCAGCCAGAAUGGUACAAGAGACGAAACAACACCCUGGAGAACUAAGGGAUGCCGUGUGCUCAGGAGGGGGCAGCACCAUAUUUGGUAUACACGCACUUGAAAAGGGUGGGCUGAGGCCUGCAAUCAUAGACGCUAUAAUGUCAGCAACAGAGAGAUCAAAAGAUCUAGGAGAUGCUAUAAAUGAGACUAGCUUGAGUAACAGGAAUGGUGCAGCAUAA